ACGCGGUGUGACCGACACACAAAGCGGCAGCGUUCGAGUAACGCGUGCACGGCGCGCGAUUCGACGGCGCGUGUCAAAAACGGCGCAAUCGACACCCCCCAAAACACGCGGUGAUGAUGACGGAGCGGGACCUUUGGCCAGACGGCGACCUUCAGACGUCUGCUGCGUCGUCGUAAGGCACACGCGAAACGCGCCCGCUAAGCACCCAGCCAGCCCUGCCAUAAAAGAUAACUCUCUCCCCUUCGAGAUAUGGGGUGAAUAAAAGCCGGUGGCGGGCAUCGAGCUCCCGUGGAAGGUCGGGUGACUUCCUUGCAGCGUUAAACAAGACCUCCCCGCACACGUGGUCGACCGACAGUGGUCGCGUGGAAGAGUAGGCCAAAGACAACUUCGAGCAGCUUAUCUUGAAGCCUCCUUCUCGUGGAGGCGCGCCGAUUAUGUCUUCCGGGCAGUCCCAGCGCGCACUCCUCCUCGUGACCGCUACGCUCCUCCUCGUGACCGCUGCGCUCCUCGUCCUGGGAAGAGGAGCUGCAGGAGACGCCGGAGGAGAAGCCGCUCCACACGGAGCGGCCCGCGGACGAGAUGGAGACGACGAACCAGAGCCCAGAGGGCCCACAGAGCCCACAGGGCCGUGGUUUCGCGCGGCCGUGUCGGAAUUCGCGAGCGUGGUCAGCCCCUUUCCUCCCGCGGUGCCACGGAGCCGCAGCGAGGCCCUCGCCCACAUGGGGAUGAACGUGGCCGCGAUGGGCCGAGACGCGCAGCUCGCCCGGAACAAGGGAGCCCAAAUCAUCGUCUUCCCGGAAUAUGGACUCUUCGGUUUUGGCUUCACGAGGGAUUCCAUCCUGCCUUACCUGGAGCACGUGCCGGACCCCGCUGCCAUCAUCUGGAACCCCUGCCUCGAACCGGACCGAUUCCCCAACACCGAGGUCCUUCGCAACCUGAGCUGCAUCGCUCGGGACGAGGGCCUCUACGUGGUGGCCAACAUGGGCGACGUGCUGCCCUGCUUAGUGGACCACGACAAGGGGUGCCCGCCGGACGGCCGCUUCCAGUUCAACACCAACGUGGCGUUCAGCAGCGAAGGCACCCUGGUGGCGCGAUAUCGCAAGAACAAUCUGUACUUCGAGCAGGCCUUCGAUUUCCCGCCCACGGUCGAGUACUCGAUCUUCGACACGCCCUUCGCCGGGCGCAUCGGGCUCAUCACCUGCUUCGACAUCCUCUUCUACGAGCCGGCCGUGGCGCUGGUGGAAAAGCACGGCGUCCGGCACAUCGCUUUCCCCACGGCGUGGAUCGACCAGCUGCCCCUGCUCACGUCCGUGCAGAUACAGAGAGCCUUCGCCUACGGCCUCAACGUCACCCUAAUGGCCUCCAACCAGCACCAUCCAGAGAAGGGCAUGGUGGGCAGCGGUGUGUACGGCCCCGACGUGACGGUGUACAGCUACGACGCGGAGAGCGAGCAGGGCCGCCUGCUCGUGGCCGACUUGCCUGUGCUCUCCGACGUCCUGACCGACGCCCAAUCAGGCGUCCCGUAUGGCACGGGAGAAGACGACAGUUGGGCGCUGCGCUCUGGAGCUUUGCAGGGAAGCAUGGCGGAUGAAGUUGCGCGCGAGAUGAAGAAUUCUGCCUCGAGAAACGUCGUGGGUGAAAAACCGGACAUGCUUAACGGCCAGCCCCCACAGGGUCGGCAAAAAAAAGACCAGGCCUGUGACGAUGAGAGCGCACCGGUGCCACUCGCUGGAGCCGACAAACGCGGGGCGUUCGUAAAGCGGGAAGGGCAGUCGGGUGGCAGCCGCAUGGCCGACGAGUUUUACGCGAGCAUGAUGUACGACAACUACACGUUCAAGGCGCUGCAGGGGCCGGCGGGCGAGGUGCAGGUUUGCCACGGUGAGCUCUGCUGCUGGCUGACUUAUCGCUCCUCGGGCGAUGUGCGGGAGCUGUACGCGCUGGGCGCCUUCGACGGCUUGCACACCGUCAACGGCCGGUACUACACGCAGGUGUGCGCACUGGUGAGGUGCUCGGGCGAGGAGCGGGCGAGCUGUGGCCAGCCCGUGACGCAGGCCAGCACGCUGGUGGACUUCACACUGCGCGGAAACUUCAGCACGCAGCACGUAUACCCCUGCAUUCUGGGGAGCGGAAUGCGGCUCGAGGCGCCGGACUCGUUUAGACGGGACGCUGGAGGACAACGAUUCCUGACGGCGACAGCCACAGAGCACGGACUCAUCACGGCUGAGAUGUACGGACGCGACUACGAGCGUGACUCAAUGGGUGCGAAGCCUCACUGACGCACCAGAGCCGUCUCCAACACGCACGCGCACACACGCGCGCACGUGCGUACACACGCUCGCUCGCGCACGAGUAUGCACGCAAAUUACGGUUGCCAUCUCGUUAUAUCCCAUUAUAUCAGAAGAGGGAGAUCUACAUUUAAAUGCAUUGUUUUGAUUUUGUAUUAUUAAACUGACAAAAACCUGGAGUUUUAUUGUCCUCGGAAGAACAGGUGGCAACUCUAUGCACAGGUCUAAAACAUAAAAACUUAUAUUUUUAAAAAUCUCAGUUGUAUCUGGUGUAAUUAAUCAUAUUUGCACAUAAGUUCAACCCUUUAAUUAAAUUUCCCAUCACUUCAACCACAGAAUGUACGUCGCGUACAUUACGUGCGCCUUUCACAUCUGCGUAAUCCAAUCCAAAAUGCAAAGUAACAUUUUACAAAAUAUUUUAAUGAAUGUGUGUGUGUUCAUACAAACGUGUCACACGUACUUGAUUUUACGCACGAAAUGUUUUACGUCUGCAAAUAAUUAAAAUAAACUUAAAUCAUCGGCAUCCUCUC
This is a messenger RNA of Petromyzon marinus (sea lamprey), 2815 nucleotides long. It is a transcript of the gene BTD, whose product is annotated as biotinidase. Gene Ontology annotation, molecular function: hydrolase activity, acting on carbon-nitrogen (but not peptide) bonds, in linear amides. The record is from RefSeq and is a predicted model, not a curated record. Lineage: Eukaryota; Metazoa; Chordata; Hyperoartia; Petromyzontiformes; Petromyzontidae.